Labrus mixtus (cuckoo wrasse) is the source of this 2895-nucleotide messenger RNA. RefSeq names its product family with sequence similarity 131 member Aa (gene fam131aa). The record is from RefSeq and is a predicted model, not a curated record. Lineage: Eukaryota; Metazoa; Chordata; Actinopteri; Labriformes; Labridae. The coding region runs from base 1429 to 2469 and encodes 346 amino acids. The transcript is spliced from 5 exons.
UUGUGAAAAUAUUUAUUACAAAUUGUAUAAAUGAUGUCUGUAAGACUUUCAGUUUUGUAGUGAUGGAUAUCAGAAAAAGAGGCCACUGGAGACUGUUAGCUAUUUUUUACUCUAACAUAGUCUGAAACUAUGAAUCAGCAUUUAAAUAAUGCAUAGUUAUAACUAGAUAAACAUGUAUCACAGGUUUAACCAAAGAUCAGUGAUGUGACCUACAUACUGUUUACAGAGGUGGUUCUCUACCAUGGGUUUGAGACCCGUCGUUUGGGUCACCAGAGAUAAACUUGAGAGGUCACUGGAUGAUUCAUUAGAAUGGGGGGAAAGAGAAAAAAAAAGUCCAACUUCAUUAUAUUUCUUUUGAACCCUUUGAGGUGUCUCUUCUUUCCCUAAAUGUGGAAAGUAAAACAAUCAAUCGAAUGUUUUGAGGGGGGAAUGAAUAUUGGCAGGUUCACGUGUAACCAAUGACUGGUGGUACUGCUUUGAUUCAAGGCAAUUUGUGAGGCAGCUGCUGGAAUAUACACGUUAAAGGUUUUUUUUUUUUUUCCCAGUGACGAAUGCUGCUGAUUUGCACAAGACCAAAUAUGAUUUGUAACAGUUAAUUCCUUCAAAGUAUUUCAGCAAGUCUUAUUUUGUUGACAUGGUGAAAGAGCUGAGCCCUCCAUGGUGAGUCUCCAAACGCUGAGCAGGAGAUGUGUUUAUCUGUGCUGAGCAUGAGUGACAUCUACUAGUGUUGACAGGUGUGCUGUGCAGGAGAAGCUCACCUCUGAGGAGCGUUACAUUCAAUUUCACCCAGGCGCUGGGAGCAGUUUACACCUUCAUGCCCCUGUCUGCAUGUGUGUCACUGGCAUACAUUAGCUGUCAUUUUUUUACUCUUUUUAAGCCUUCGAGUCAGGAGCCUCGGCUUCUUGACUCUUAGCUGCUUUGGGAGCCAAUCUUCUUAAGGAUAUCUUGUCAAGUCAUGCACGUGCAGAGAGAGAGAAAGAGAGAGUUGUAGUCAGGCAUCAUGGUUCCUUUCUGUUGACUAACCUGCUUUAAAAAAAACAAGACACACAAUGCUGCUCCCAUAUUCUACAGGCACAAAUUCAGCGGACACACUAACUUCAGCCUUUUCCUGUAUUUAUUCUGGAUAUGGAGUUAGUUAGGUAGCGAUAUCACUUUUAAUAAGGAUCAGCAGCUUUGGAGUGAGCAGGCCUGUCUGGAGCUGCUUACCAGAGCUGGUCACGCGCCAUAUGUAGAGAGACAGUCAGCAUUGCCCUCAACUCCCUCAGAGCCAACCAUUCAAACCGAGUUCAACGGCUUACCCUGGCUUUAGCAUCUGUGCAGUAAAUGUAGGGCAUAGCUGUUUGCUCGUCUGCCUGCUGGUUUAAACAAGUCAACCCAGGCACUGACUUUUAGUUGUGUUGGAUAGCUGCGCUGUGACAACAUCUCUACAUGUCCACCAUGAGGCUGAGAUCCAAGAGUAGAGAGAGAGGGGAGGGAUAUAUGGAAGAUGAUGAAGAGGUGAAAUUCGAGGAGACUGAAAUGAUUCCAAAGUCAGGAAAAUCUCCGGCAGACUCAAGGAAAAGUGUCGGCAUACAUGAGUUUGCAGCACUAGCCAGAUCCUCCUUGAAUGGCAUCUCUCAGGCAGUCAGGGAUCAUGUGACGAAGCCCACCUCCCUGGCCCAGGGUCGGGUCGCCCAUCUGAUCGAAUGGAAAGGUUGGCCCAAACCUGCAAACCCCCCUCCAGCCGCCCACUCCCACUUCAGCUCCUACAGCCACCUGAGUGAAGGAGAGAAGGAGGCCCGCUUCGCAGCAGGAGUGGCUGAGCAGUUUGCCAUUGCUGAGGCUAAGUUGCGCGCCUGGGCCUCUAUUGAUGAUGAUGAAGAGGACGACUCGAAUGAUGAGGACUCCCACACCAAUGGACAGACUCACAUCUUCUCCAGUCAGAGCUCAGACGCCGCCACGUCCAAUCCUAUCACCGGACCGCCAUGCCAGCCUGAAGUUAACGGCAGAGAGGCCCCGCCCCCUGAGAGUCCCCUGGGCCCCAGCAGUGACAGCCUGCUGUGCGACGAGCACAUUGCUCACAAUGACCCACAUUCACCCCAGACCAAUUCACCUACUUUACCCAGCGACUGCACGAGCCCCUUCCUGGAGGAAGAAGAGGAGGGGAGGCUAGGUGGUCCUGAGGGGCAGCAGGCUUCUUUGCAGGAGCAACGCAGCGAGGUCUGCAUCCACCACAAGUCAGAGUGGAGGCCUCGGGCUAGGAGCAGCAGGUUUGACUCCUGCUACUCCACCUCUCACUCAGAGUCUCCUGGAGAGGAGGACGAGGAGGACGAGGAGGAGGAUGGCAGCGUGUUUCAUGAGGCCCGGGUAUGGCAUUGCAGUCCGAGAAGCUUCUUCUCUGACAGGGCUUCAUCCGGAGUGGCAUCUUUCGAGGAAGAGGAAGAGGAGGAGAGGGAUGAAGUAGAGGAAAAGAAAGAGUUUUUGAUGUGAUGUGUUGUCCAACGUUAUGUCUCUUUGGGUCCGUGUUGAUUCUGGAUAUGACGUAACCUUUUCUGCUCUCACCGUUUCCCCCCCUCUCCACCUCCUCUUCCUCCCUCUCCUCCUUGGAUCAUGUCUUCUCCACUCUCUGCCUUCUGUCUCUCAUCCUUCAGGCCUUUCAUGAACUGAUCUCGCUCCACCGUUUAUCGCUGCUAUAAACAGUAUAUCUACAUAUAUGUUGGAGAGUUUCACCAGAAUGUUAAGCUGUUGUUCAAACUAGGUUUUGUACAUUUUAGUGACGAGUCGUGUGUUAGUAUUGUGUUUGUUUUUCUAUGGAUAUUUUGUAGUGUUGUUUUCUCUGGAUCAUGUGGGUCGGGCAAUGUUUGAUACUGAAUGUCUGAAUGUCCUGCAUAUAUAAAAAGGAUUUUUUUGGAUGAA